Molecule: messenger RNA, 1396 nt
Organism: Papaver somniferum (opium poppy)
Lineage: Eukaryota; Viridiplantae; Streptophyta; Magnoliopsida; Ranunculales; Papaveraceae
Product: protein trichome birefringence-like 39
Exons: 5
Coding region: 94-1185 (363 amino acids)
Cellular component (GO): Golgi apparatus
Molecular function (GO): O-acetyltransferase activity
Source: RefSeq, a predicted model, not a curated record
UUCCCUCACUACCACCACCACUCCUGUUAACUGUUAUGCAUAUGUCAAUGCUCUGUUUACAAGAGCUCUAAAGACUGGAAUCAGAAUCCAAAGAUGGGUUUUAGAUUCCAAUUACACUUCUUCUUCAUUACACUUUGUCUUCUCAAAUAUGUCAAAACAGAACAGUUUUACAACAGUAGUAGUAGUAGUAGUAAUGAUGGAAUAAGAGUACAAAAAAGUAGCUGUAAUGUGUUUCAAGGAAGUUGGAUAAUUGAUUCUAGUUACCCUCUCUAUGAUUUCUCAAGUUGUCCUUUCAUAGAUCCUGAAUUUAACUGUAAGAAGUAUGGCAGGCCUGAUAACCUUUACCUAAGGUAUAGAUGGAAACCAACUUCUUGUGAUAUUCCAAGGUUUAAUGGGUUAGAUUUCUUGAAGAGAUGGAGAGGGAAGAAAAUUAUGUUUGUUGGUGAUUCGUUGAGUCUGAAUCAAUGGCAAUCAUUAACUUGUUUAAUUCAUGCUUCAACCCCUAAUCUCAAGACUGCUGUUGUAAGGAGAGAUUCUUUAUCUUCAGUUACAUUUCAGGAUUAUGGGGUUUCAGUGAUGUUGUAUCAUACACCAUACUUGGUAGACAUGGUUAGAGACAAAGUUGGGACAGUUUUGAAGCUCGACUCAAUCCAGGAUGGUAACGCUUGGAGAGGUAUGGAUAUGCUCAUCUUCAAUACAUGGCAUUGGUGGACUCACAGAGGCAAUAAUCAACCAUGGAACUACAUGCAAGAAGGGACGAAAAAAUACAAAGACAUGGAUCGUUUGGUUGCAUUUUACAAAGGUUUGAGUACAUGGGCACGAUGGGUAGACCGUAGCGUCGAUCCUUCCAAAACGAAAGUCUUCUUCCAGGGGAUUUCUCCAACACAUUAUGAGGGAAGGGAAUGGAAUGAACCAUCGAAAUCCUGUAAAGGCCAAACGCAACUAGUAUCCGGAUCAAGUUACCCAGCCGGUUUGCCUGCAGCUGCAUUAGUAGUGAACAAAGUAUUGGCUAGGAUUCGAAAGCCAGUGUACUUGCUUGAUGUGACGAUGCUCUCGCAAAUGAGAAAAGAUGCUCACCCAACGGGUUACAAUGGUGAACACAAAGGCACAGAUUGCAGCCAUUGGUGUCUACCUGGUCUGCCUGAUACUUGGAACCAACUCUUAUACGCUGCUCUUAUCCAUUGAGACAUAACAUUUAGUUAACAUAUACGGAAAGAGCCAUUAUUUGUGUGUAUAUUUAAGAUAUAAUUGUUCAUUUGAAAAGUUUAUAUUCUAAUUUGUCUUUGAAUCACAAGAGUGGGGAAUUGUAAAGUAGUUAAUGUUGGCAAUGCCACGAGCUAUUAAGUUGUAACUUGGUUUGAAUAAGGAUCCACAUUGUUCGAUAGGCUCCGAUUUA